AAAUUGCCCAACAAAAAAUGGUGGUUGGUUUGUUAUCGUUCCCAAACAAUAAUAUCGGGAGCGAUAUCGUAAAUAGUUGUGACAUGUAAAUUUCAAUUAAAGUAACUACAAUCAAUCCUUCUAAAACAAAAAGGUUGUAAUUGUUACAUGCUAAUUACUGUUAAUUACUGUUAAUAAACCGUCAAACGUUAAAACGCACGAGAAAAGGCUUCACUGAAACACGUUUAAGCGGUCCUCAUCCUCAUAGAUGAUCUAAUCUUCAUCAAAUAUGCGGAAUCUCAAACGAUGUGUGAAUUUUGUAGAAUCUAAAAAAGAUUCACAAAUUCGUGGGCUUCGUGUAUGUGAUUUUGUGCUCGGUAGCAUCAGUUCUAUCCGAACCGCUCGAAGAAGCAGUUCUAAAAGUGUGUCCUCCUCUUUCCAAGUCGGCUCAGUAUUCGUGUGUGUUUUAAGAUUAGCGUCUAAUAUUGGCCACAUCGAGUGCUAAACUAAAAACCGGUUUUAUGGUGUACGGUGCAGGGAACGAGCUCUUUCUCUCUCUCUCUCUCUCUCUCUCUCUCUGCGAUAAUGAAACCGAGGUGCGUCGGAUUGUUUCUAGUGCUGUGUUUGGUGAUUGUACGAUGUCAGGAAGAUGUCAUAAGGACAUGCACCGAUGGAGAGUGUGUGAGACCGUUCGAGUGUCGCAACGGGGAGCUGGAAGACGAUGGUGCGAACGUUAUUGAUAUUCGUUUCAACCCAGAAAACGAGUGUGUCGACUAUCUGCUAAAAUGCUGCCCUUAUCCGAAAGAUGAGGACGAUGACGAGCUCGAGGUACCCCCAUCUUUUCAAGCGGUUAACCCGGUUGUGGCAUUAUCUACAACAGAACGUGCGUCUACUACUGCGAAAAGUACUACUACGGGCAGCUUUGAAGACUCCGAGAUCGAGAUUCCUCCACCAAGUGCUAUAGAUCGAACCAAACCUGAGCCUCCGAAACCAACGAACAUAAGGGUCGGCGCAGCAAUAGAAUGUGGUGUGCGCAAUGUGGCCGGUGUCAAAAUCCGCAUCACCGGCAACAAGGAUGGUGAAGCGCAGUACGGAGAGUUCCCGUGGAUGGCAGCGAUUUACAAGGAGGAGAAAGCCCUGGAUCAGAUGAUCGUUCUAUACCAGUGCGAUGGUUCGCUCAUCCACCCGGCGGUCAUUCUGACGACGGCCCACUGUGUCCAGAAUACGAAAGCAGCGGAGCUGAAGGUGCGACUCGGCGAGUGGGAUACACAGACCACGAAUGAAGCUUACCCAACACAGAAUCGUGACGUCGUAGAGAUCGAGUCUCACCCCGAGUAUUACAAAGGAGGCCUCUUCAAUGAUGUGGCCCUACUGUACCUGAACAAACCGGUCGAGCUAACGGAGGUGGUCAACACGAUCUGCUUGCCGCCAGUGAACUACAACUUUGACAAAUCCAACUGCUUUGCUUCCGGCUGGGGCAAGGAUGUGUUCGGCAAAGCAGGCAUUUAUCAGGUGAUUCUCAAGAAGACCGCACUAGCGGUCGUGCCUCGCGGACCGUGCCAGAGAGCGUUGCGUACGACACGGCUCGGACGCCGGUUUAAGCUGCACUCGAGCUUCAUCUGUGCCGGGGGUGAGAAGGGCCGUGACACUUGCAAGGGUGAUGGAGGCUCACCACUGGUCUGCCCGAUCCCGGGCACAAGCGAUCGUUACUAUCAGGCCGGUAUGGUUGCGUGGGGUAUUGGGUGCGGCGAGGACGGAAUCCCCGGUGUGUACGUGAAUGUGCCCAUGUUUCGCGGAUGGGUCGACGAUCAUCUACGGCAGAGAAAUAUUUCUUCCAGCCCUUAUCAAUACUAGUGAAGAGUUGAAAUAUUUCGACAACAAUGGAAACCUAAGCUGUUUAGAAAAUGGGUUGUAUCUAACAUUGCUUAUGUGAUUUUUUUUGAUUGAAACUAAUAAAUUAAACAUGAUUGCACACGUCUCAUGAUGUGUCGCCCCGUA
Molecule: messenger RNA, 1977 nt
Organism: Anopheles stephensi (Asian malaria mosquito)
Lineage: Eukaryota; Metazoa; Arthropoda; Insecta; Diptera; Culicidae
Product: phenoloxidase-activating factor 2-like
Exons: 6
Coding region: 565-1833 (422 amino acids)
Biological process (GO): proteolysis
Molecular function (GO): serine-type endopeptidase activity
Source: RefSeq, a predicted model, not a curated record